Vigna umbellata (rice bean) is the source of this 1631-nucleotide messenger RNA. The record is from RefSeq and is a predicted model, not a curated record. NCBI's taxonomy places the organism in Eukaryota, Viridiplantae, Streptophyta, Magnoliopsida, Fabales, Fabaceae.
GCUUACAGGAAUUGCAUAUCUAAUUCUGGUGUUUGUGACCACAUGUUUGACAUCACUAGUCAUCAUCCUUGUAUGGCAUCAAAGUCCUAUAAUUGCUCUGGCAUUUGCUCUGUUCUUUGGUUCGAUAGAGAUUAUUUUCCUGUCAUCCUAUUGCACGAAAAUCCCCAGAGGUGGCUGGAUUCCACUUGUGCUUUCGGCGGUCUUCAUGUUUGUUAUGUACGUGUGGCAUUAUGGUUCUAGGAAAAAGUAUCUACUUGACAUGCAUGACAAAAUUUCGAUGAGGUCCAUCCUUGGAUUAGGUCCUAGUCUUGGGAUUGUUAGAGUUCCUGGAAUGGGCCUUAUUUACACUGAAUUGGCUACUGGAGUCCCUGCCAGUUUUUCUCAUUUCUUGACAAAUCUGCCAGCAUUCUACCAAGUGGUUGUUUUUGUUUGUGUGAAGACUGUACCGGUGCCUUGUGUGCCGCAUGAAGAACGUUACCUCAUUGGCCGAAUUGGUCCCAAAUCUUUCCGAAUGUACCGUUGUAUUGUUCGAAAUGGCUAUAAAGAUGUGUAUAGCCACGAAAAUGAUUUUGAAAAUGACCUAGUGAUGAGCAUAGCUGAAUUCAUUCAAUUGGAAGCAGAAGGUGCCUCUGGAAAUGCAGAGGGUUCAGUGGAUGGACGGAUGGCAGUGGUUAGGACAUCAGGGAAAUUUGGGACACGAUUGCUUAUGUCCGAAUCUCCUGCUUUUGAGGAACGCAACAAUAUUAAUCUUCCUGGAGCUUUGACUGUCACUAGCAGUAAAUCCCCGACAUUGAAGAGGCUGCAGGCAAUGUACGAGCAGGAGUCACCUGAACUCAACACUGGACGGCGAAUUCGAUUUGAGUUGCAAAAUGUAAUAUAUAAAGACCCACGUGUCAAGGAAGAACUCAUGGAACUUGUAGAAGCCAAGCGCAUUGGAGCAGCGUAUGUAAUAGGUCAUUCUCACGUAAAGGCCAAGUGGAACUCAUCAUUUAUAAAGAAGUUUGCUAUCAACCUCUACUCUUUUCUGCGGAAAAAUUGUCGGUCUCCUGCAGUGGGUCUAAACAUUCCUCAGAUUUCUCUGAUUAAGGUUGGAAUGAAUUACCAUGUGUAGCAUGAAUCGGUGACAAUGUUUUGACUGGGGAUGUAAUUUAUGCAAGCAAGAAUACACUACUUUGGGAGAUUCCACUUGAAUGGGUUUCACUCAAGAAUUUCCUCUUUGUGUGUUUGAAGAAAUACCGGCAUCAAAUUGCCAACAUCUUUUGAUUUUGUAUGGGCCUGGUGAGGUAUCUAAAGUAUUGAAUUGGUUGACAAAGAAGUUUUGUGCAGGGUCCUAUACCUGUUUGUUGUCUUAUAGCCAAAUUGCCCUUUGGAAUCACGUCUGUCUUGUGAGUUUCGCUGUAGAUUUCUGGAACAUAACUUCGCAUGUAACUUCUACUGCUGCCGCCCUUUUGUACUUGUACAAAAGUUUGUUCUGUUUUUUUUUUUUCGAUCUUCUUAGGGAAAACAGGGAAAUGAAUUGUAUUUAGAACGGAGCCAUACCUUAACUGAUAACAUGUCACUUGCCCCAGCAUGUCGUCCAAUGACGAGCUUGAUUUUGGUUCUUUGAUUUAUUUAUCAAAUUUUGCUACUGA